UUGUGGAGGAUUGUAAGGGAGUGAGAGAAAGAAGUUGAAAAGCUGAUUAGCUGCUUUAUGGUAAAACCCAGAGAAAGUGAGCUCUUACCGGAAUGUGGUUUUAUCCCUCCAGGAAUUCUAUUUAGCCCGCCAGGAAUUAACUUUGACUAUAAAUAGGCCAUCAAUGACCUUUUCAGAGAAUGUUCGGAGACCUCAACUUUGUUUAGAGACCUUGUGUGGGUGGAACUUCCUGUUUGCACAGAGAGCAGCAUAAAGCCCAGUUGCUUUGGGGAGAGUUUGGGACCAGAUCAUUUGUAGGGAGUUAGGGUACAACACAGUCUGGUCUCCUCUGAUUCCUUCUCCCUGAAGCAUGGGGAAAAACAAACUUCUUCAUCCAAGUCUUGUUCUUCUUCUCCUGGUCCUCCUGCCCACAGAUGCAUCUGUCUCUGGAAAACCGCAGUAUAUGGUGCUGGUCCCCUCCCUGAUCCACACUGGGACCCCUGAAAAAGGCUGUGUCCUUCUGAGCUACCUGAAUGAGACAGUGACUGUAAGUGCUUCUUUGGAGUCUCUCAUGGAAAACAGGAGCCUCUUCACUGACCUGGUGGCAGAGAAGGAUUUAUUCCACUGCGUCUCCUUCACUGUUCCAAGGUCUCCAUCCAAUAAGGAGGUCAUGUUCCUCACUGUCAGAGUGAAAGGAUCAACCCAAGAAUUUAUGAAGCGGACCACAGUGCUAAUUAAAAAUGAAGAGAGUCUGGUCUUUGUCCAGACGGACAAAUCUAUCUACAAACCAGGGCAGGAAGUGAAAUUUCGUGUUGUCUCAUUGGAUGAAAAUUUUCACCCCCUGAAUGAAUUGAUUCCACUAGUGUACAUUCAGGACCCCAAAGGAAAUCGCAUCACACAAUGGCAGAGUCUUAAGUUAGAGAGUGGCCUCAAGCAGUUGUCUUUUCCCCUCUCGUCAGAGCCCUUUCAGGGCUCCUACAAGGUGGUGGUACAGAAGGAAUCGGGUAGAAGGACAGAGCACCCCUUCACCGUGGAGGAAUUUGUUCUUCCCAAGUUUGAAGUACAAGUAAGAGUGCCAAAGAUAAUCACCAUCUUGGAUAAAGAAAUGAAUGUAUCAGUGUGCGGCCUAUACACAUAUGGGAAGCCUGUCCCAGGACAUGUGACUGUGAGCGUUUGCAGAAAGUAUAGUAACCCUUCUAACUGCUUUGGUGAAGAGUCACAAGCUUUCUGUGAGAAAUUCAGUGAACAGCUAAAUAGCCUUGGCUGCUUCUCUCGGCAAGUAAAAACCACAGUCUUUCAGAUGAAAAUGCAAGCAUAUGAAAUGAAACUUCACGUGGAGGCCAACAUCCAAGAAGAAGGAACAGGAGUGGAAUUAACUGGAAUAGGGUCCAGUAAAAUCACAAGAACCAUAACCAAACUCUCAUUUGUGAAAGUAGAUUCAUACUUUAGAAAAGGAAUCCCCUUCUAUGGGCAGGUGCGCCUAGUAGAUGGGAAAGGCGUCCCAAUGCCAAAUAAAGCCGUCUUCAUCAGAGCAAAUGAAGCUAACUAUCGCCACGAUGCUACCACAGAUGAGCAUGGCAUUGUGCACUUCUCCAUCAAUACCACCAAUGUUAUGGGUACCUCUCUUAAUGUUAGGGUCAAACACAAGAAUUACAGUCCCUGUUAUGACUACCAGUGGGUGUCCGAAGAACACGAAGAGGCACAUCACACGGCUUAUCUUGUGUUCUCCCCAAGCAAGAGCUUUGUGCGCCUGGAGCUCAAGUUUCGUGAGCUUCCCUGUGGCCAAACUCAGGCAGUCCAGGUACAUUAUGUUCUGAAUGAACGGAUCCUGAAGGAGCUGAAGGAGCUGGUCUUCUAUUAUCUGAUAAUGGCUAAGGGAGGCAUUGUCCGAAGUGGGACCCAUGUCCUGUCUGUGGAGCAGGGGGACCUAAAAUACCACUUUUCCGUGUCAGUCCCUGUGGAGUCAGACAUCGCUCCUAUUGCUCGAUUGCUUAUCUUUGCCAUUUUACCAAAUGGGGACAUGAUUGGGGAUUCUGCAAAAUACGAGGUUGAAAAGUGUCUUACCAACAAGGUGGAUCUGAGCUUCAGCCCAGCCCAAAGUCUCCCAGCCUCACAAGCCCACCUGCGAGUCACAGCUUCCCCUCAGUCCCUCUGUGCCCUGCGGGCCGUGGACCAAAGCGUGCUGCUUGUGAAGCCUGACGCUGAGCUCUCCCCGUCCUCGGUUUAUAACUUGCUACCAGUAAAGGACCUCAGUGGCUUCCCUGAGGGUUUGAAUGCGCAGGAGGAGCUCCAUGGAGACUGUAUCAAUCGCCAUAAUGUCUAUAUUAAUGGAAUCACAUAUUCCCCAGUAUCAAAUACAAAUGAAAAAGAUAUGUCUGACUUUCUACAGGAUAUGGGCCUAAAGGUAUUCACCAACUCAAAGAUUUAUAAACCCAGAAUAUGUCCACAGCCACAAGCAUAUGAAAUUCAGGCACCCGAAGGUCUACGUGUAGCUUAUUUUGCAUCAGAUUCAUUGCAAAGAAACCAUGUACCACUAGCAUUAAAUCUUGAAGCUCUUCAUGCAGAGACUGUACGAAAGUACUUUCCCGAGACAUGGAUUUGGGAUUUGGUGGUGGUAGACUCAUCAGGUGCGGCUGAGGUAGGAGUCACAGUCCCCGACACCAUCACCGAGUGGAAGGCAGGGGCCCUCUGCCUGUCGGAAGACACUGGACUUGGCCUCUCUCCCACUGCCUCUCUCCGGGCCUUCCAGCCCUUCUUUGUGGAGCUCACAAUGCCCUACUCCGUGGUUCGCGGAGAGGCCUUCACGCUCAAGGCCACUGUUUUAAACUACCUUCCCAAAUGCAUCCGGGUCAGUGUGCAGCUGGAAGCCUCUCCCACAUUCCUAGCUGUUCCUGAGGAGAAGGAACAAGAGUCUCACUGCGUCUGUAGAGACGAGCGGCAAACUCUGUCCUGGGCAGUAACCCCGAAGUCAUUAGGAACUGUGAAUUUCACUGUGAGUGCAGAGGCACUAGAGUCUCAAGAGCUAUGUGGGACUGAGGUGCCUUCGGUUCCUGAAUAUGGAAAGAAAGACACAAUCAUCAAGCCCCUGUUGGUUGAACCUGAAGGACUAGAGAAGGAAGCCACAUUCAACUGCCUGCUUUGUCCAUCAGGUGCUGAGGUCUCUGAAGAAAUACUCCUAAAAUUGCCACCAAAUGUGGUCGAAAACUCUGCUCGAGCCACCAUGUCAGUUUUGGGAGACAUAUUAGGCUCUGCCAUGCAAAACACACAAAAUCUCCUCCAGAUGCCCUAUGGCUGUGGAGAACAGAAUAUGGUUCUCUUUGCACCUAACAUCUAUGUUCUGGAUUAUCUAAAUGAAACACAGCAGUUGACUCCAGAAGUCAAGUCCAAGGCCACUGGUUUCCUCAACACUGGUUACCAGAGACAGUUGAACUACAAACACUAUGAUGGCUCCUACAGCACCUUUGGGGAACAAUAUAGCAGUAAUCAGGGCAAUACCUGGCUCACAGCCUUUGUACUGAAGACUUUUGCCCAGGCUCGAACCUAUAUCUUCAUUGAUGAGGCAUACAUCACCCAAGCCCUCACGUGGCUCUCUCAGAAGCAGAAGGACAAUGGCUGUUUCAUGAGCUCUGGGUCACUUCUCAACAAUGCCAUGAAGGGAGGAGUAGAAGAUGAAGUGACCCUCUCCGCUUACAUCUCCAUCGCCCUUCUAGAGAUUCCCCUGCCAGUCACUCACCCUGUUGUCCGCAAUGCCCUGUUCUGCCUGGAAUCAGCCUGGAAGUCCACACAGGAAGGGGCCCAUGGCAGCCAUGUCUACACCAAGGCACUGCUGGCCUAUGCUUUUGCCCUGGCAGGUAACCAGGAGAAGAAGACAGAAGUACUGAAAUCACUUGAUGAGGAAGCUGUGAAGAAAGAUGACUCAGUCCAUUGGGAACGACCUCAGAAACCAAAAGAGACAGAGGAAUAUUUUUACCAACCCCAGGCUCCCUCUGCUGAGGUGGAGAUGACAGCCUACGUGCUCCUCGCUUACCUCACGCCCCAGCCAGCCCCAGCCUCAGAGGACCUGACUUCUGCAAUGCACAUUGUGAAGUGGAUCACAAAGCAACAGAAUUCCCAAGGUGGUUUCUCCUCCACCCAGGACACAGUGGUGGCUCUCCAUGCUUUGUCCAAAUAUGGAGCAGCCACGUUUACCAGGACCGGGAAGGCUGCACAAGUGACCGUCCAGUCUUCAGGAACAUUUUCCACAAAAUUCCAAGUGGACAACAACAACCGCCUGUUACUACAGCAGGUCUCAUUGCCAGAGCUGCCUGGGGAAUACAGUGCAAAAGUGACAGGGGAAGGAUGUGUCUACCUCCAGACAUCCUUGAAGUACAAUGUUCUCCCAGAAAAGGAAGAGUUCCCAUUUGCUUUAGAGGUACAGACUCUGCCCCACACUUGUGAUGGACCCAAAGCCUACACCGGCUUCCAGAUCUCCCUGAAUGUCAGUUAUACCGGGAGCCGUCCUGCCUCCAACAUGGCGAUUGCUGAUGUCAAGAUGGUCUCUGGCUUCAUUCCCCUGAAACCAACAGUGAAAAUGCUCGAAACAUUUGACCAUGUGAGUCGGACAGAAGUCAGCAACAACCAUGUAUUGAUUUACCUGGAUGAGGUAUCAAAUCAGACACUGAGCUUGUCCUUCAAAGUUCAGCAAGAUAUUCCAGUAAGGGAUCUGAAACCAGCUGUAGUGAAAGUCUACGAUUAUUAUGAGACAGAUGAGUUUGCAGUUGCUGAAUACAGUGCUCCUUGCAGCAAAGAUCAAGGAAAUGCUUAAAAACCAGGUAAAUAAAAACUGCUUUGCUGAAGUCACUGUUCUCAGGACUCCAAAGAAGACAAGUGUUUUUGUAUCUCCAAAGAUUUGAUGAAUAAACUUUUUUUGGUCAAUUUC
Messenger RNA from Carlito syrichta (Philippine tarsier), 4897 nucleotides. It is a transcript of the gene A2M, whose product is annotated as alpha-2-macroglobulin. Gene Ontology annotation, cellular component: extracellular region. The record is from RefSeq and is a predicted model, not a curated record. The coding region runs from base 350 to 4783 and encodes 1477 amino acids. Lineage: Eukaryota; Metazoa; Chordata; Mammalia; Primates; Tarsiidae. The transcript is spliced from 36 exons. Gene Ontology annotation, molecular function: endopeptidase inhibitor activity.